AAUCAGGAGUUUGGCGUAUGUUACCAACUGGGAAGGUACCAGCUGCAGAAGCACCUAGAGACUUGGGGAGAAAUCGAAAGUGGAGGCGACCGUGAAGGGUUCCCGGGACCGCGCUGCAAAGGGAUCCUGCAGAAAGUGAGGGCUGCGGGAGCUCAGAGGGAGAACAGCCACCAUGACCACCAUCCAAGCCACGAACGAUCCCCUCCAUUCGGGUGUGUCUCCUACGCCCUGUAAGAUCCCAGUAUGUUCUCAGAGUCGUCCGCCUUUCCUCACAGUCAGAACGAGCGCCCAGGACCAGGAGAACCAAGAUCCACGUGGUAGGAGGGGCCUGAGUCUGGUGCAGAAGCCGCAGCUCAGUAUUCAUCGUACCCUUGUUGACUCAGCAGGGCCCAGGUGGAAAGCUACGCACCAAACAGAGAAAUCACAAGGCUUAUGGUGAUCACUCAGUUUUGGAACCUCCCAAGAGGAGCUCAGGCCUAGCCCUAGGGACAAAAUGCGGGGCUUGGGCCCCUUCCACAGGCAGGUGC
Molecule: messenger RNA, 527 nt
Organism: Chinchilla lanigera (long-tailed chinchilla)
Lineage: Eukaryota; Metazoa; Chordata; Mammalia; Rodentia; Chinchillidae
Product: tastin-like
Exons: 3
Coding region: 173-439 (88 amino acids)
Source: RefSeq, a predicted model, not a curated record